AUCAGACACAGAGAUUCACGAUGAGUCUGUCUAAUGGAUGACAUCCGUGAAACGCCCUCCAUUAAGGAACUGGAGAAAAUACUGUUUGGAGGGAAGAAGAGCGGAAAUCAUGUGGAUGAAGUUUGGCCCGACCUGUUCCUGGGUGAUAUGUCUGUGGCCAAUGAUCGCUUCAGUGUGUGGAAGUUGGGCAUCACUCACGUCCUGAACGCCGCUCAUGGAAAGAUGCACUGCCAGGGCAGCCACGAGUUUUACGGCUCAACGGUCAAGUAUUACGGAGUCCCCGCCGACGAUUCGCCAUCGUUCAACUUGUCGGUUUAUUUUCACCCCUGCGCCGAUUAUAUCAAGGAGGUUCUCAGUUCUCCAGGAGAGCGUGUUCUGGUUCACUGUGCGGUCGGUGUGAGUCGCUCGGCGUCUUUGGUUCUGGCUUAUCUCAUGAUACACCAGCAUCUUUCUCUACUGGACGCCAUUAAAACGGUCAAACGGCAUCGCUGGAUCUUCCCAAACCGAGGUUUUCUCAAACAGCUGCGCGCUUUGGAUGCGACUCUACGCCGUACGGAGCGACGCUGAUCUGAAUGAGCACAAUAUACUGGAUAUAAACACCAACAACAUUCCUACAUCACCACCCGCUGUGAAAAUAAAACAAAUACAUGUGAGGUUAGCACACCGCAACUCUCAUGUGUUAGAAAUAAAAUGUAUUUAAUUCAGAGAUUAUUGUAUAUUUGAUAUAUGUAUAUUUUUACUGUAACAUAUGUUUCACCCAUAAUUUAUAGUAAAAAAUAAAAGAAAAAUAAAAGUCCCUGC
Molecule: messenger RNA, 801 nt
Organism: Labeo rohita (rohu)
Lineage: Eukaryota; Metazoa; Chordata; Actinopteri; Cypriniformes; Cyprinidae
Product: dual specificity protein phosphatase 13-like
Exons: 3
Coding region: 34-567 (177 amino acids)
Biological process (GO): negative regulation of MAPK cascade; protein dephosphorylation
Cellular component (GO): cytoplasm
Molecular function (GO): MAP kinase phosphatase activity; protein tyrosine/serine/threonine phosphatase activity
Source: RefSeq, a predicted model, not a curated record